AUGGAUGGAUGCUUGUCGAAACCUGUGUAUGCCCCUCACUGUGCUACGACGCCCUCCAAAAUCUGGAUGACUCUCUGUCAUCUUCUUAGUUUUGAAAUUUAUCAGAUAUUCCUCAAGAAAACUAUUGUUGGGGAGAUGCCCAAGAAAGGUUAUAAAGAAAAGGGAACGAUUGACAGAAGAAGAAGAAGAAGAAGAAGAAGAAGAAGAAGAAGAAGAAAAACAAACAAGGAAUAUAA
Messenger RNA from Spirodela intermedia, 236 nucleotides. NCBI's taxonomy places the organism in Eukaryota, Viridiplantae, Streptophyta, Magnoliopsida, Alismatales, Araceae. The record is from the annotation of a GenBank genome assembly.